UGUUGCCUUAUCAGCUUCUCUGUGUAUAAUCCGAUUGCGCUCGGAAAGAUUUGCCUUAGGCUGGUGGCUGGUGGGAUUUAUAGACUACACUUGGCUUGGUGUAAAGCCUGAUGAAAGCUAGGGUGGGUUUUAAAGCUUAUAACUGGAGUGCACUUACUCCAAUCUGGCAACCCCGCCUGACGGCGAACUCUCCGUUUCGGACUGGGCGCAGCGCAGCGCCGUGGUGACGGGUUGAUGUGAUGGACGGAUAGACGGGGAGGCGAGCGGCACGAGGAGGGAAGGAAGGAAGGAAGGAGAGGAGAAGGAGAAUGGAUGCACGCGCUGCUGCUGCUGCUGCUGCCGCCGCUGCGCGUGAGGAUCGAAUGGAGCCGAGCAGUUUCCCGGGCUCAUGCGGAAUUACGCGCGGGUUUCCCCGUUUUUCCUCACUGCGCAAAAUGAUCUCGGCGGACAGAAACUUUUGUUGAUCGUCACCUAAAUCCGGCUAUGACACUGAUGCACGUUUCUCACUCGGAUGAUUAGUUGAUCACCAGUUCAGGCCUCAUUAUGAUUGCUACUGGAGGCCUCCUGCGAAUCUCAGCAAGGCGCCAAGACUCCCUCCGUGCCAAAAACCGGGCAGAGAACAAACGCAAAAGAAAAGCCAAGAAGAAGAGAAAGAAUGAGGUGGUGGUGGUGAAGGGCAAAUUGAAGCUCUGUUCAGUCUCUGGAUUUAUCGCUGCACUGGGCAUUAUUGUGCUGCUUGUUGGGAUUGCCUUGGCUGUACUAGGCUAUUGGCCUAAAGGAAGUCAGCUUUAUCCAGGAAUACCCACAGUUAAGGGCUCACAGAAACUAGCCUGGACAGAGGACAGAGGGGGACCAAAAACAGUGAACUGGACCACUAGUGGCAAGCUUAUUUAUCAGCUGGAUAAAGAUGUUAUAAGCUCUAAUUAUACUAAUGGCACAACUGAGGAAUCACCAAAGUUGGGUGUCCUUGCUGAGUUUUUAAAAAAGCACUUGCAUUCGGAUAAGCUAAAAGUAUUUGGACCAUUGAUUAUGGGCAUCGGUAUCUUCCUGUUCAUUUGCGCUAAUGCAGUGCUGCACGAAAACAGAGACAAAAAGACAAAAAUCAUCAACCUUAGAGACAUUUAUUCAACUGUUAUUGAUAUCCACAGUUUGCGAUCCAAGGACAAUGCUUCACUUAAUGGAUUUGUGAACUAUAUGCAAUCAAAGGGGUUAGAAGGCAAUCCAAGCUCUUUAUACAAUGCUGCUAUGCUAGCAAAGGGCUCAUGGCCAUCUUCAGGCUCUUUCAAACAGGACCAGGACAGCCUGCCCUCAUCCAGGAAGUCAUCUGCUGGCAAACUGGAAGACUUCCCUUUGGAUAGUCUUGCCAUCACAGACACAGUGUAUAGCAUUUGCAGGGAUCAGUUACCAGGGGCCAAGCAACAGGAGACUAAAACAAUUUUGACCUCCUCAGGCAAUGCUUUCACACUCCCGUUGAUCAGGCUCAAUCACCGGACAGCAGGCAACAGAAGGGGUUCGGAUAAAACCGGGGAGAUCGGAAGUGAACGUCUGGAUUCGGAUGCUAUUCGUCACUGCUUGGAGUCUCUAGUGGCAUCAGGGAGCAUCACCAAAGCCAGAGUAAAGCCUUCCCAAACUCGAACCAUUCUUUCCCAGGACUCAGUGGAAGUUUAUAAGAGUAGCGACAGCAUGCAAGAGAUGCCACACCUGUCCCUUCAAGGCUCUCGGGUGCAACUCCUUCCUGCAUCCCCUGGUCCUAAAGUGACAGGCUCUCAUCUGUCUUUAAGUGCCCUAUCAGACUACUCCAGAUCUAUUGACCUGGGAAUCUGUCCUUCCACCCCUGUGGACCGGCACAUGGAACGAACCAGGCGGCGUAGCUGUCCUCGACUGGAGGGCCCAAGCUGUGGGGGUUAUAUAAAACUCGAAGGUCUUGGAGGGGAGUCUUUUGAAUCUACUGAUGUGACAAGUUUUAGUCGUGGGAGUUCUUCUGAACUUUUAUCUAAGGAGCAAGUUUCAAAAAGUCCCCUUCUCUCAGAGGAAGGUGCCUCCAGUGAACCUGACCAUGGGAUGAUCAGACAGUACUCAAAGAAAGAAAAACUGGUGAUGAUUUCCCAGUCAGACACCACCUUAGAGGAUCUGGAAAUAGAGAGUGUAGAACUCUAACGGAGCCACCGGAUUGAAUCAGUGAAUUUGCAACUUGAGAUUUAAUAGAGACAUUACAUACUAAAGUCAUUACAGCAAUGGAUACUUUCUCUUUUGCUCUUACAGUGAAAAUGGAUACAUUAACUUGCUGUACUGCCUUGGGUACUGAUAAAUAUAUUAUCUUCCUUUCUUUGGAAUUACGUUUAAUGCCUUCACAGACCAGGAAUGAAAUAUAUAUUUAAAAAAAUGCUUUGCAGAGAAGAGUAUUAAAAAGAUGCUGGCAUGCCAGGAACAUUUAUAAUUGCUAUUUAAUAAACAAAAAGCAAACAUGAGGAAAAGCAAAAAAAAAAAUGAGUUUUGAAGUGUGGUAGCACAUCUCUACAAGGUUCCAUUUUUGUAUUUACAGUAGAAAUACAGUAUGUGGCUGUUCCACCUCUCCACCAGUGUGUUUCUUUCUAGUUAACUAACGAGGAGUUGCUGUCUCAACAGCAUGUAUUUUAUACUGUAGUGUCCUUGCACUUUUUUAAUUAAGAAGAUUAAUGAUUUUAUGGUUUGACUUAAAUAGCAAUAUCUUAUUUAAAAUAUCUUAUUUGAAACGUCAUCUGCCUGUGGGAGAUGCAUUAUGUUUGCAUUUGAUUAUGGGGAAAAAAACGUUUUUAUUAUGAUUGUGUUUCUUUUUAGAUGUCUUGCCUGUUUAGAAAUGGCUGUAAUGCUUUGUGCCUGAAUUCUGAACUAAGUCCACCUUCUAGCACAAUGACCCAUCGUCAGAAUCAUGAGCAUCUACUCAAACGAUCCUUAUUCCCUUGAAGUGGUCCUGAAAUCUUAAGUGUUUUUUGUAACUGAUUCUAAGUGUAUAGUACCAUAUACUAUGUUGAACCAUGCCAUCUUAUAUCAGUGUUCCUUGUAUCACAAAUACAAAAUCACAAUCUUCAUAUGUUGCAUUAUUUUCUCAAAUAUAAACUAGAAUCACGAAACUGAUGUCACGGUAGUCUUUGAGAUUCGGGUCUUCAAACACCACAACACAGAUUCCAGGUUUAACCUGAUUUUUCAAAAAUAUAUUAAAUCAAUGUCUAUUGCACCAAAAAAGCCCUUUCGGAUUUUCAUUAGCAGGUUUUCAGACUAAACUGGUCUGUAUAGAUAUGUUUUGUUCUUUUUGCAUGUCUCAUCUCAUGCUUUUAAAUACAAAACACAGAAUACUCAUCAAACAACAUGUAAUAAACAUAGAUUAAAAUGAAUUACCCAGGAUUUUAUGACCCAGGCCUGCUUCAUGCAUGAAAAAUGUCUUUUUAAACAUAGCAGUUUUAGUUUAGAAUACAUAUAUAAAAUAGCUUGUAUUGAAAGAUGGUGCAUGAAAGACAA
Messenger RNA from Clarias gariepinus (North African catfish), 3495 nucleotides. It is a transcript of the gene tmem200ca, whose product is annotated as transmembrane protein 200C, genome duplicate a. The record is from RefSeq and is a predicted model, not a curated record. The coding region runs from base 544 to 2157 and encodes 537 amino acids. NCBI's taxonomy places the organism in Eukaryota, Metazoa, Chordata, Actinopteri, Siluriformes, Clariidae. The transcript is spliced from 2 exons.